AUGGACUCUAUGGCGGUCCAAGAAUUCUCUCGAACCCUGUUUAACAUGAGACCGGACAUAGCCUUGUCCUUGGUCCAAACCAUAUUCCUUAGCUACACGAGACACAUACUAAGCCAUGUCACGGUGCCUUGCCACAUAAUACAAAGUAUGAAGGACUUGGCUGUGCCGGUGGUAGUGUCUGAGUAUUUGCAUCAAAAUCUUGGCGGUGAGUCAAUCGUGGAAGUCGUACCCACAGGAGGUCAUUUGCCACAGCUAAGGUCGCCAGAUAUUUUGAUUCCCGUGCUUCUCAACCACAUUCGCUACAGUAUUGCAGACUUGGAGUAG
This is a messenger RNA of Corylus avellana, 324 nucleotides long. The record is from RefSeq and is a predicted model, not a curated record. Lineage: Eukaryota; Viridiplantae; Streptophyta; Magnoliopsida; Fagales; Betulaceae.